GGUUAUGACGUAGAUUUAAAAUUUCAGCGGGGGCACCGUUUGUUGCUAUUUUUCUGAAGCAGUGUGUUUGUUUUUCGUAGAAUAACUUUUUAAAAACGAUUUCGUCCAAACUUAACCAAUGUCUUUUUCUAGAGCACCGGUGAAAAGAUUUAAUGAAAAUAUCGGCUGCGCCCCAGCACCGGGCACCUAUGAACUCAAACCGGGAGAGGUUAAGGGACCUGCCUCAUUCCAUCGGUCAGAGCGCUUCAAACAGCCUAAAGCCAGUGCUCCUGGCUUCCCAACACCAUCUCCCUCGAAAGAUGUGCCCAUGUCACCUGUGCGUAGGACCUUGUCUGUGGAUGGCCUGGUUGAAGGGUCCGUGUCGAAAAAAGACAAGAGUGGCCUCUCAAUGCAAAUGAAACAACAGAAACUCCUGGAGAAAGAGAUCCGGUCCCUGGUGCACCAGCGCGGAGAGCAGGACAAGCGCCUGGUAGCACUGGAGGAGGAGCUGAGGAAGGUGGAGUACAAGCUGUUAUCCGCGGUCAGAGAGAAGACCGGUCUGGCUGCCAACGUCACUACCCUGGAGAGGCAGCUGGCCGAGCUCAAGAAAACCAACGAGUUCCUCAAGAACAAGGUUUCUGCAGACGCCACUAAAAAGAAGAUCCAGUCUCUGUCUAUGGAGCUGAUGGAUGCUAGGAACAAACUGGACGCCAAGGAAAAGAUGCUUAGUUUCCUUCAGAUCAGUAUGGAGGGCCAGGUGAAGCUGUUGGAGGUGGAUAUGGAGGCUGCCAGAGCUACGCUAACAGCCCUCAGGGAGAGGAACAUGGACCUGGAGGACCUUCACCGUGACACAAAAGUCCAGAAUGAGGAGCUGGAGAAGGAGAUGGACACACUGCAGGCUGUGAUCCAGGAACUGAGGGAAGAAAUCAGGGUUCUUCAGGGUUACCUGGACACAGCCAAUGACCACAACCAGGAUCUGCGUAUAAAGCUUCGUGAGCAGAACGAGAAGAAUCGCAUGUCAGAGUCUGAACAGGAGAAACGCCGCCAUCUUGAGCAGAAACUGGAGCAGUGUACCACAGAUCUCUGCACAUCCCAGGCCUCUCUCCGUCUAAAAGAGGAGGAGUCCGAGAAACGUCAACAGGACCUGAUGUCUUCCCAGGAUGCUUUGCGGGAGACUGAGAAGCUUCUCCAGCGCAUCGAGGCAGAGCUGACCUCCUCCAUGAAGGCUAUGGGAGAGAUGGAGAUGCAGAUGCAGCGGACCAACCAGGAACUGUCCGCCUCCCAGAGUGCCGUGUGCCAGCAGGAGUCGGAGCUAGCACGGCUUAGGGAACUGCUGAAGAGAACAGAGGAGGAGCUGGAUAAGAAAGUAGCUCACCUGGGUGAGAGGUGCAAGGUCCUGGAGGAGGAGAGAGAUAGGAGCCAGGAGAAUGGAAAAAAAAGAAUAGAAGAGCUUACGGCAGAGCUGAGCCUCCUGCAGGAGACCAGGAAGAGUGAGGAGGUGAUGCAGGAGCAACUGCAGCAGGCACACACCUCCCUGGCUGUGGAACUGGCGAGGGAAAAGGAGCGUGCCGCCACUCUAGCCUCUGUGCUGGACCAAGUGAAGGAGGAGACAGAGAAAGAACGGAGACAGCUGGAGGAUGAGUUGGAGGAGGCGCUGGGGGAGCUGUCGGUUCUAGAGUUGCAGGAAGAGAGGAGGGAGGACGAGGAGAAGAGCAGACAGGAGAUCCUACGGAGUUUACAGCAGGAGAAGACUAACAUGGAGAGAGAGCUGACUGAGACCAGAGCACUGCUAAAUGGGAGGAGCAGUGAUGUGGAAGCGUUGGAGGAGGUACACUCUGCUUCCAUGAGGAGGCUCCAGGAGGAACACGCAACUUCCCUCAGCAAGAUAGGAGAAAUGGCCACUGAGCUGGAGAGCAUGAGAUUGGCAUUGAAGAGAGCAGAGGAGAAGGGGCAAACACUGGAGGAGGAGAUGGAAAGGGUAACCCAGCAAAUGAAAGAAGAGAUGGAGAGGGUGUCUCUUCAGAAGGAGAAGGAGGUGACGAGAGUGAGGCAGGAAAUGGAUGAGGAGCGGGGGAAACAUAUAGCGGGCCAGCAGGCUGAGGAGAAGGCCAGAGAGGAGUAUGCAAGAAUGCUGCUGGAGGUACAGACUUGUCUGGCUCAGAGAGAUGAGGAGAUGAAGAGAGCUGAGGAGGAGGCACAGAGACGGUUACAGAAGGAGACGAUGGAAAAAGAGGAGGCCCAAAGGCUAUUAAAGCAAGCUGGAGAGGAGAAGGAGGAAAUUCUGAGACUUCUGGACCAGGAAAAGGGAGAGAGGGAGGCACAGAGGAGAGAGUCACUGCAGGUGAUGUCAGAGGAGGUGGGGCGGCUAGAGAGUCAGUUGAAAAAGGCAGCUGAAGAGAAGCUAGCUCUACAGUGUUUGGUAGGGGAAAUGGAGGAGGAGAAACUGUGCCUUCAAAACAAGUUGAAGGCGAAGGAUGACUCCUUACUUGUUCAACUAGAUUCAAACUCUGCUUGUUUAGAGAACCAAAUGAGGGAGCUAGAGGAAGAGCGGAAUAGUCUGAAAACACAAGCAGCGACGUUUGACCAAGAGAGAGGAAGAAUUCUGAACCUACUGGAUGAGUCCGAACAGCAGAGAGUGCGUCUUCAGAGCCAGCUAGAUUUCAUGGAAGAAAAGAAGGCUUCUGUUCAGAGCCAGUUGGACACAGUGGUCCAAGAGAAGGUGACUCUCCAAUGGGAGAUGGAGGAACAGAGAAAAGACUUCCAGAGACAGCUCGCUGAGACCCAAGAGAAGAGUGCGGUGGAUGCUGUAGAUGUAGCGACGGAGCACUGGAGGAGGCAGUAUGAGGAGCUCUAUGCCAAGGUCAAGCCCUUUCAGGAGCAACUGAAUGGGUUCGCUGCGGAGCGAGACGCGCUGCUCAAUGAGAACGGGGCAAACCAGGAGGAGCUGACCCGGCUGGCGGAUGCCUAUGCCCGCCUGCUUGGCCAUCAGAACCAGAAGCAGAAGAUUAGACAUGUGGUGAAGCUCAAAGACGAGAAUGUUGCCCUGAAACAGGAGCUGUCAAAGCUGCGUGCCCAGGUUUCUCGUCAGAAGAAAGAUGUAGAGCAGCUGAAGGCAGGUCAACGCAAGUUUGACCCCAGCAAAGCCUUCAAUCACCAAGACAGCAAGGAGAACCAAAACCCUGCUGCCUCCACCCUCAGACAAGGAAACCGCUGUUGAACAUGCCAGACCAGACAACGAACAAAAAAACGUCACAAGAGAAAGCACCAACUUAAUCAAAAUUAAUUGGAGAUAUUGAGUAAAUUAAAAGGGAUUUACUUCUGUGGGCUAUGUUUUUAGUUUUUUUUAACAUUUUCUCCCUAAUUAUCUAGUGGAUGACUUACUCUUAAUAUUGGGUGCUAAGUAACUAGGUAUGUUGAUUUUGGUAGCUGCCAGUGGACAGCCUGUGUUUCUACUUUUCUAGUGUUAGCUAUCAUAACGCAUGAUUAAUGGCAAUGUAAUUACUAUACCAGUUUUGCCUUAUAGCAAUAUCUUGCUGUUUUUAGCUCUAUCGAUUCUUUCUGUCGUUCUUCCAAAAAUGUUGUUGAAUCAUUUUUGGAAGACUUCCUUCCAGUGCAUGGAUAUGUAACUUUUAAGUUUCUUCCUAAUGACUGAUAUCUGUAAAUAAAGCUCCAGAUGUUUCUUUUC
This is a messenger RNA of Esox lucius (northern pike), 3664 nucleotides long. RefSeq names its product hyaluronan-mediated motility receptor (RHAMM) (gene hmmr). The transcript is spliced from 20 exons. Gene Ontology annotation, molecular function: hyaluronic acid binding. Gene Ontology annotation, cellular component: membrane. The record is from RefSeq and is a predicted model, not a curated record. NCBI's taxonomy places the organism in Eukaryota, Metazoa, Chordata, Actinopteri, Esociformes, Esocidae. Bases 119 to 3196 code for a protein of 1025 amino acids.